This is a messenger RNA of Calypte anna (Anna's hummingbird), 1116 nucleotides long. It is a transcript of the gene FGF19, whose product is annotated as fibroblast growth factor 19. Gene Ontology annotation, cellular component: extracellular region; cytoplasm. The transcript is spliced from 3 exons. The record is from RefSeq and is a predicted model, not a curated record. Gene Ontology annotation, biological process: fibroblast growth factor receptor signaling pathway; regulation of cell migration; positive regulation of cell population proliferation. Bases 1 to 660 code for a protein of 219 amino acids. Lineage: Eukaryota; Metazoa; Chordata; Aves; Apodiformes; Trochilidae. Gene Ontology annotation, molecular function: fibroblast growth factor receptor binding; growth factor activity.
AUGGGCCCCCCCCCCGCCGCCCUGGCCCUGCUGCUUCUCGCUUCCCUCCCCUCCGUCGUUCCGCUGCCCUUGCCCGACGCCGGUCCUCACGUUAACUACGGCUGGGGGGAACCGAUCCGGUUGCGGCACCUCUACACCGCCAGCAAGCACGGGCUCUUCAGCUGCUUCCUAAGGAUCGGUGGGGACGGCCGGGUGGACGCUGCCGGGAGUCAGAGCCCGCAGAGUCUGCUGGAGAUCCGCGCCGUGGCCGUGCGCACCGUGGCCAUCAAGGGGGUGCGGAGCUCUCGGUACCUCUGCAUGGACGAGGCGGGACGGCUUCACGGGCAGCUCAGGUAUUCCACUGAGGAUUGUUCCUUUGAAGAGGAGAUUCGUCCAGAUGGCUACAAUGUCUACAAAUCCAAAAAAUACGGAAUUUCCGUGUCCCUGAGCAGCGCCAAGCAACGACAGCAGUUCAAAGGAAAAGAUUUUCUCCCACUAUCUCACUUCUUACCCAUGAUCAACACUGUGCCCGUGGAGUCAACAGACUUUGGGGAAUAUGGGGAUUACAGCCAGGCCUUUGAACCAGAGGUGUAUUCCUCACCUCUGGAAACGGACAGCAUGGAUCCCUUUGGCAUCACCUCCAAACUCUCACCAGUGAAGAGCCCCAGCUUUCAGAAAUGACUCUGAUCACACACACAGGUUUUUAAGGAAAUAUUGCAGAAUACUUGAGGGGUUUCUAGCUACUCAUGUUGUGAUAUUUCAAGCUUUUUUUGUGUAUUUCAGCCAGCCUUUUCCUUGCCAGGUGUUGUGCCUGUAAGGGAUGAGUGCCCAGAGGCUAUUCUAUAGUCUAAAGAAUUGCCUAUCCAUAGUUUUAUUUGGAGAAGGAUUAAAUAAGGAAAGCUAAGCAGCUUCCCCAGAGUUCCUCCAUUAUCAGGGUGAUGAGGAAAUAAUACUCAUUUUUCUGUCUCAACUUCAUUACCACCUAUGCUCACCUGUUAUUUUUGCUUAUGGGAGUAAAAGCAGGGAACCUUUUUCCCAGUCACAGGGAGGUUAAGGAUCUCUUGGCUUCAGAGGCCUUAAAUACAAACAUUUGUGACACAACACACUCAAGGAAAACCAAGCAAAUGUCAUUCCAUG